AUGAAGAGCUUUGCUGAUGUUGUUCAUAAAUUUGAUAAUAAUGAGGUGUUUACUUACCUCAUUGAUAUGAAUAGAGAAUUAACUAAAGAAGAGAAAAUAAAUGAAUCAGAUAAUCAAAUAUAUUUAAGUCAAUUGAUACAAUUAGUUGAUAAACAAAGAGAAUUAAAUCCUCCACAAACCUCCAAGAAGAAAAAAGCAGAACAAAAUGUCCCAAAUGAAGUAAAAACUCCAACAUCAUAUAAUGUUUUCAAAUUAGCCUCGAAAAAUCUCAUAAUUAUACUUCAAACAUUAUCGUCAAAAACUUACGAUAUAACUAAUCAAUUUUUAAAUGAUUUACAAUUGGAUGAUCAAAACGAGUUAAGUAUAGUAACCAAAACUUCAAUAAUCUUUUUAAUUGAUUUAUUUGAUCAUUUUCCUGGUCAAUUAGGGUCAUUGAUAAGUUUUAGUAUUUCCCAAAUUCACAAAAUAUUGAAAAAAGAUCCAAACGUUGGAAGUAAUUUAAUAUACUUACUAUAUUCAAUUUCUAAAAAUGCAACUAAAUUAGAUAUAGAUGAUAAAUUGAAUGCAAAAUUAAUAAAAAUUUGUACAAAAGUAAUUACACAAGACGUUAUAUCAUUUGAUUUAAAUGAUGAAAAAAGUACAUCCACCAUACUAUUAAAGAAGAAUUAUAUUUUAUGCCUCAAAAAUUUAUUUACAUUAAGUAUAUCAAGUCAUUAUGAAACUCUUUUGGAAGCUUCAGCAAGUUCAAAUCAAGCAGGAGCAAAAUUAAAACCAGAAGCUAUAAUGAAUCAACAACAUCAAUUUCAAAGCACCCUAUUAAAAACAAAUGAAAGAUUAUUCGACUAUUGUCUUUCUAAUAUUCUGAAAGAAGUAAGAGUAGCUACAACUGAUAUGAUUGCAAAUUUACUAAUAAAUUUUAUUCCCACUGGUGGCUUUAUCCCAAUAGAAUAUUUGAUUAAACUAUACCCUUUACCUGAUCCAAACUUUUGGGAUCUGAGUUUAAGAUAUAAACUUGAUGCUGAUAAUGAGCCAAUUAUUGAAAGUCGAAAGGAGAAUAACAAUUUACUUGGUCAUGAUAGUACAACAAUUUUAAAUUCUUCCUUAGAACUUAAUUUAGCUCAAUCAAGCGUGAUGUCCACAAUAAUCUUUUAUAUACAAAUGGAACAUUUUCAAAAUCCCGAAUUUUUAUCAUCAAAUUUAACUCACAUUUUAAGAUUGAUACUAUUGAAAUUUAGCGAGAUGGAUUGUAGUAUACCGGGUACAUUUCACGUGCAAGAUACUAAUUGGAAUAAAACAUUAAGCAAUUGGGGUACUUUAAUAGAUUAUUUAAUUUCAGAAACUGGUUCAGCAUCUAAUGAUUUAAUAAGUGAAUUUCUUUAUUCAAAAUUUGAUUUGGGACAAGAUCGAAAUCUGGAUGAUUUAAAAGACGAUUUUUCAGACCCGGGUUCAUUGAAUAGAGAAAAGAAGAAAGAAUCAAAAAUAUUUGGCUUCAAAUCAAAUAGAUCUUCCAAAAAGAGGGAGUCAGGAAAAAGAAUCAAUAUUUACUCGAAUCCAUAUCAAGCAUAUUUGGUUUUGCUUACAAUUCAAAUAGUUUUGCCAACUGGUAUCAACAUUGACUCAGUCAAUGAAUCAACUGCUAGUGAGGAAAGAAGCACUGAAGUCCUAGAAAAUGAAGAUGAAGAUUUUGAAAUUGCAAAAGUCUCAGAAAGUAAAGGUUCUUCAUUUUUAGAAAAUGCUUUAUUGACGUUGAUUGUGAACGACAAUUAUUAUAUACGAAAUUAUGCAAUUCAAACAUUUGUUGCUUAUGCUAAGUGCAAUCAAGCAAUAAUUAAUCAAUUAAUCUUACGUAUAUUUAAACUUGUUGAUCAAGAACAAAAUUAUUCGGAGAAAGAAUCAAUUAGAGGUGAUCAAAAUAUUUGUGGUAUAUCUUCAGUCAGAUUAUUGAGUUACUCCUUAACCUUGCUGUCACUCAUUAGACAAACUGAUCCAGCCUUACUUCAGAACUCAGUAAUUGUUAAAAUUUUGAGUUUUUGUACCCAAAGUUUAAAACAUAGUGGUAAUUCAUAUAACAAAAAUUCAAGUUGUUGGAUAAUAUUAUCUUCAUUGAUUCCAUUAUAUAAUUUUUCAGAAUAUGUUAAAUUAAAUUCAUCCCAAUUUUUGGUCUUUUGGAAAAAUCUACUUACUUCACAAUUUAUUGGGAAUAUUAAUAGCACAGAUAAAACAAACGAUGGUGAAAUUAUUUCCAAUUUGAAAUUAAGAACAUUUGCCUUAGGUUGUAUGUUAAGCUUUUUGAAUUCAGUCGAUUUAACCCCAGAGACCUUAAAGCAGGUGCUGUUUCUUUUAUCAAAGUCUUAUAAUUAUUUGUCCCAUCUCGAAAGUAGCAUCGAGAGUGUGAGUGCAAUUACAACCUUAAAUCACUCUUCCUUCAACAAUUAUGAUCAUGAUCCAAAUAUUUUAAACAAUAUUUUAUAUUCAAAUUAUUCAUUUAAUAGCCAACUAACUUCAGAAAAAAUGAUUAUAAGUUUAAUAUUUUGCAGUAAAAAAAUUAUAUUUCAAAGUUAUAUAAAGUUAACAAAAUCUUUGAAAAGUGAGAUCAACUCAAAUAUUGUUAUAUUCCUUAUUAAGAUUUUCAGUGAUCAUAGAAUCUUUGCUAGAGAAACUACAGUAGACAUUGACAAAACCUCAAAAGCUAAAGCAAAACAAUUAAAAUCAUCAAUUUUAACUGACAAUCAGGUAACAUAUUUAAACGACGACUAUAAUCAUAAUUUUGGGCUUACAAGUGGUACUCUUGCGCAAUUCGACCCAGAUCAUAGAAAGAAAAAAGAGACUUUUGAUGAUGUAUCCAAUGCUAAUAGUGUAUUCACAUUGCACGGUUCUAGGGAAACUUCUUAUUGGUUUGACGUAUUUGACAAGAUUGCAUUAGCUUCAACUGCAAAAUCAAUUAAUUAUGAUCCUAGUAUUUUAUUGUCGCAAGACUCGUCAUCAACCAAUAAUAUAUCACCAAGUUUAAUGACCUCACUCAUAGACUUAUCAAUAGAAUUAUUUCAACAACUGUUCCCCUACUUAACUAGUAAAAUUCAAUUCUCAUUAUUGGAACAGAUGAGAAACUCUUUGACUGCAAAACCUAUUGAUGAAUAUAGACUCCAAGCUAUUCAACAAAAUGUAUCAAUUGCUAUACAUGGUGUUGUUUUAAAUGCAGUAGAACACAAUUUAUUUUUGGAGAAAGAUGUUGUAUUAACAAUGAUUGAUGUAAUAAAAAAUCAUGGAUCUAAAAGUAAGCAGUCUACCACGUUGGACUCACUGACUAUCGGUCUUUGCUCAAAGUUGAUAAAUUCAGAUGAAGCUCAUGGUCUCGUGACUAAUUUAAUUAAUGAUAUUGUCACCAACAACUCCCCAUAUCGAAGGGGGUCCGCAGUUUUAAGUUUGUCACAAAUAUAUGCAAAUAGUAAAAUUGGUUUUGGAGAUACUUAUAACAUUCUUUCACAAUUAGUUAAUGAUCCAAAUCCUAUAAUGUACUAUUAUACCAUUGAAUCAUUUAUAAAAAUUUUUGAAUCUAAUACUGAUAAAUUAUCAUUGAUUCCAGACCUUUUGGAGAAACUAUCAAACAAUUAUUUGAAUAAUUCAUUUAGUUAUGACUUGGAUAAUAAGGCUUUGAUUAAUCUAAAAACUAAAUAUGCUUCUGCUGGCCCAGUUGCACAAUUAUUACAAUUAUUUGUUACUAAUUUAGGUCCCGCAUUAAGAGAUUGGUCAACAAAACAUAAAGCGAUUUUGAGAAAUCUUAUAGUCUCAUUAAGUUAUGGAAUUGGGUUAGAAACUCUUGAAGAUUAUUUACAAGUUUAUCAACAAUUAAUAGAAUUAUUCCAAGAGCUUAUUAUUUUCGAUCCUAAUUUAAUUGAAGGAGAGGUUGAAGUAUUUGCAAAAUUAUUGAAUUUAAUUAUAUCCAAAAAUAUCAAGAUCGCAAUUGCUAGUGUAUCACCUACAUCAUUAAAUUCUGAUACUAUUUUUCCUUUCAGUACAAGUUUUGAUUUAUAUUCAAGUGCUUAUACAUGCUACUAUGAGUUAUUGAAAAUAUACGGCGUUUCAAUUAUAACGCCAGAAACUGAAUAUUUGUUGUGGGUUUCAAUGAAUAUAAAACCUUGUCCUGAAUUAGAGCGUCUCAUUAAAUUGUGGUUGGAAUCUAGUUUGGACAAAAAUUGGUUUAACACCUUAAAUACUUUAUUCAAAUCUAGUAUGAAGAAAUUAGUCGGACCAUUCCUAGAAUCUAACUAUCAACAAAAAUUAUUACCUUUAUCACAAAGACAAAAGAAAAACAAAAGAGACAAUGCUGUUGACUUUAAAGAUGAAGAAAACGAAGGUAUAGUCGCAGGUGAUGAAUCAAGUUUGGAAAAAAACGAACCUAUAUCUUGGAAGUUUAAAUUAUUCAUAUAUGAUUCAUUGAAUGAUUUACUAAGAUUGGCUUACAAUAAUCCUCAAUUGACUGAAAAAUUGAAGAAUAAAAUUCCAGAUAUUGUAAAGCUAUCUUUCCUUGGUUCUACUUCAACAAUAACAGAUUUGAAAAUACGUGGUCUUGAUUUAUUAAAUUCAGCAUUAGAAUUAUUUGGAGAAUUUGAAGAUCCACUUUAUCCAUCGGUUUCAAUAUUGGAACAACAACAAGCUCAAAUAAUCAGUGCGUUAAUUCCUUGUUUUACACCAGGAAAUGAUUUUCGAGUAAUUGUUCAUGCAAUUGGUGUAUCUUCGAAUUUUAUGAAUUUACCAAAAAUCAAAUUUUAUUCCAAACAAAGAAUUUUGAAAACAUUAAUACAUUUAUUGGAGGAGAUUUCAUCAAACAAAUUUUUGAAAUUUGGAUUUUUAGAGGAUAUGUCAGAAUUUGGUAAAAAAAGUAUUCAAUUAGCAAUUCUCAAUUGUUGGGCAGUUUUAAGAAUCGAAUCAAGUGAAAAUGAUACUUCUACAGACUCUGACUUUAAUGAAAUUUUGGAAAAAUAUUCUGAGUUAUUAGUUUCUUUGUGGAUCAUGUCAUUAAGAGAAUAUUCAGUUAUCAAGUAUAGUGAAUCAUCCAGUAGGGAAUUGGAAAUUUAUGGUACAUAUUGGAUAAAUUUAGUCAAUGUUUUAAGUUUGGAAUCCGAAAAAAAUGAUAAAUUGGUCAAUACUCUACUUUCAGGGGAUGGUCAAAACUUCUUUUUCAUUUUGUUUAGUCAAUGUAUGGAAUCACUUGUGAAAAACAAAGAUGUGGUUCAGGUUCUUCAUUCUACAAAAAAACUAUUGCAAAUAAAUUAUUUAGUGGAUUUGAUUUUUAGUGAUCAAAUAUUUAUUGAAAUUAUUGAUAUUUUUGAUAGAUUAAUAUUGGUGGACGAUAAUACAGAAGUCCAAUGCUUGCUAAUAGAUAACGUCAACAUUUUAUUCCAAACUUUUAUAUCUUCACAUCCAACAAAUUUAGAAUCAGGAUUUGACAAAUUAUUUGAGUUGAUUAGAGUUACCAUGCUUCCAUUAUUUAGGAUAUUACCAUUUUUAAAAUCUGAUUAUGAUACAACUGAUGAAGUAGCUCAUGAGCAUUUACUUAAACAUGCUGAAAGUGCAGCCAAUUUAUUAGUUUUGAAAAAGGCAUUUGAAAAUUUAGUCGAAAUGAUCUCAUUGUUUCCUGAUGUUGUCAAAAUGGAUUUGUAUUCUUGUUUGCUUUACAUUUUUGCAAAAAUUUAUGAAAGUAAAAAAGUGUAUUUAAUUUCAGUUAUACUUUCUCAUUUAAAACAAAUUUUGAUUGGCAUUAAUGAGUUUGACGGAAACUCAAUAGAAAAUUUCUACAAUGUUAUAUCUAAGUAUUAUGAGAUCAGUCCAAGAAAUAACUACUCAAUAAUAACAACAGUCGUCUUACUUGCUUAUGGUGGUAUGAGUUUAGACACAGAAGAUUCCAAAAAAUUGAGUGAUGCGUUGUUGAACCUAUUGCAAACAGAAAAUACCGCUCCAUUAAGCUUACAAUGCAUAAAGACUUUAAUUCAAUAUAAUGGCCUGAAUGUUGGACAAGUUUUAAAUAAUUUAUUAUCCACUAUCAUAAAAGGCAUUAGUGGUUUUGAAGAUGAAUUACAAGUUGAUGAAAAACUAUCUAUUGAGAUAUUAAUUAUGUAUACAAAAGUAAUUAAAGAUGAUGAAUCAAAAUCAACAGCAAUUUAUUCAAUAUUGGUUCCGGUUUUGUCUAAAAAUGAAACAGAUGUUGACAGAGAUUUCAUUUCCCAAAAAUUAAUGUAUUUAGUUAAAUUAAAUUCAAAUGUUUUUAAGGAAGUUGUUAAUAAUUAUUUGACUAAAUCACAAAGAGAAGAUACUGAAAAAUUAAUGAAAUUAAAAACAAAUAACAAUCAACAAAUUGAUGUUGUGCCUGAAAUUGAGUUGAGAACUUUUGUAUAG
Molecule: messenger RNA, 6393 nt
Organism: Lodderomyces jiufengensis
Lineage: Eukaryota; Fungi; Ascomycota; Pichiomycetes; Serinales; Debaryomycetaceae
Exons: 1
Coding region: 1-6393 (2130 amino acids)
Biological process (GO): intracellular protein localization; retrograde transport, endosome to Golgi; endocytosis
Cellular component (GO): membrane; Golgi apparatus; endocytic vesicle
Source: RefSeq, a predicted model, not a curated record